Messenger RNA from Humulus lupulus (European hop), 1354 nucleotides. Its product is annotated as bidirectional sugar transporter SWEET1. The transcript has 6 exons. Gene Ontology annotation, biological process: carbohydrate transport. Lineage: Eukaryota; Viridiplantae; Streptophyta; Magnoliopsida; Rosales; Cannabaceae. Gene Ontology annotation, molecular function: sugar transmembrane transporter activity. The record is from RefSeq and is a predicted model, not a curated record. Bases 300 to 1046 code for a protein of 248 amino acids. Gene Ontology annotation, cellular component: membrane.
AGGGAGUUCUACUGAGAGAGGGUAUAAGAACAAGACAGGUCUCACCCAGGCAUAUACGGAUAAGGGCAAAUUUUCCAAUAUAUAAUCAUAUUUUCAUUUUUCUUUUUCUUUUCUUUUUUUUUGAGUAAAAUACCUUUGGGAAUUUUCUAUAUAAACCCCUUCAGUUUUCUUUGUUUUGAACAUCUUUCACCUCCUCUUCAAAACUCAUUUGCCAUCUUGUGAAGAAGAAACAUUUUCUCUUCCAUUUAUGUUCUUUCUCUAGAAUAUUUUAGUUCUUGAAUCAAAAUUUGCUCUCUUCAAUGGAUAUUCUGCAUUUCAUCAUUGGAGUGUUUGGAAAUGCCUUUGCUCUGUUCCUCUUCUUGGCACCAACGAUAACAUUUAAGAGAAUCAUAAAGAACAAGUCCACUGAGCAAUUCUCAGGCAUUCCUUAUGUUAUGACUUUGCUCAACUGCCUUCUCUCAGCUUGGUAUGGUCUUCCAUUUGUGUCCCCAAACAACAUAUUGGUAUCAACAAUCAACGGUACAGGAGCAGUGAUCGAGACGAUAUACGUUGUGGUGUUCAUCAUAUUUGCUCCAAAGAAAGAAAAGGUCAAAAUUCUUGGUCUCUUUGCCUUAGUUCUCACAAUCUUUGCAACUGUGGUUUUGGUAUCACUUUUGGCUUUGAAUCACAAGCCUAGAAAGCUCUUCUGUGGCCUUGCUGCCACCAUCUUUUCCAUCAUCAUGUAUGCUUCUCCUCUUUCAAUCAUGAGAACUGUGGUAAAAACCAAAAGUGUUGAAUUCAUGCCCUUUUUCUUAUCUCUCUUUGUGUUCUUGUGUGGCACUUCAUGGUUCAUUUUUGGCUUAUUGGGCCGUGACCCUUUUGUCGCAGUGCCAAAUGGUUUUGGGUGUGGUCUUGGAACAGCACAGCUGAUAUUAUACUUCAUUUACCGAAACAAGAGUGGCGAGCCUAACAAGAAGCCCAGCCUAGAAGAAUCUGUAGAAAUGGGCCUAUCAAAGCCCAACAAUAACCAUAUUCCCAAUAAGCAGUCAAAUCCUAAUGGGGCCUAAACUGGGCCACCACAUUAGGACAGGUGUUAGAAUAUAAUUGGUUCGGCCCGGCCCAUGCUAUGCUACCCUUUCCCUUACCAUUAGAUUACAACGAGUGUUUUUGUUUACUUCUUCAUUUUGAAAUUGUCUUUUGAAGAAUCAAGUGAAAACAAUGCAAAGCUCAUAAAGUUUUCUUUUGGGUAUUUUUGAGUGUUUUUUUUCUUUCUUUUAAAUUGAGGUAUUACAAUUUAAAGUGUUUUUAAUGAGAGCAUUUUAAAUUGUGAAGAAGAAAAAAUAUAUAUAAAUAUAAAUAUAUAUUUCAUUUUCAA